Molecule: messenger RNA, 1646 nt
Organism: Orcinus orca (killer whale)
Lineage: Eukaryota; Metazoa; Chordata; Mammalia; Artiodactyla; Delphinidae
Gene: PTGR2
Product: prostaglandin reductase 2
Exons: 10
Coding region: 176-1240 (354 amino acids)
Biological process (GO): prostaglandin metabolic process
Molecular function (GO): 15-oxoprostaglandin 13-reductase [NAD(P)+] activity
Source: RefSeq, a predicted model, not a curated record
GGGGAGGGGGUGAGGAGCCGAGGUCUAGUCGUGCGCCUGCGUACUGAGGUCGGAGGGCCGAGGUCGCGCGGCGAACCCCUCGCCAGCUCUGCAAACCGCGCGAGAUUUCCUCCCGAACUCUUUGGCGGAGUUAUUUUAUACAGAAGUCUUGUGAGACCACUGUGCAAACAAGGUGAUGAUUGUACAAAGAGUGGUAUUGAAUUCCCGACCUGGAAAAAAUGGUAAUCCGGUGGCAGAAAAUUUCCGAGUAGAAGAAGUAAACUUGCCAGAUAAUAUCAAUGAAGGACAAGUACAAGUCAGAACUCUUUACCUUUCUGUGGAUCCUUACAUGCGUUGUAGAAUGAAUGAAGACACUGGCAGUGACUAUAUAUCACCUUGGCAGCUGUCUCAGGUGGUUGAUGGUGGAGGUAUUGGGAUUAUAGAAGAAAGCAAACACACAAAUUUUACUAAAGGCGAUUUUGUGACUUCUUUCUAUUGGCCCUGGCAAACCAAGGUUAUUCUAGAUGGAAAUAUCCUUGAAAAGGUAGACCCACAGCUUGUGGAUGGACACCUUUCAUACUUUCUUGGAGCUAUAGGGAUGCCUGGUUUGACUUCCUUGAUUGGGAUACAGGAAAAAGGUCAUAUAACUGCUGAAUCUAAUCAGACAAUGGUUGUUAGUGGAGCUGCUGGUGCUUGUGGAUCCUUAGCUGGGCAGAUUGGCCAUUUGAUGGGCUGUUCCAGAGUUGUAGGAAUUUGUGGAACACCUGAGAAGUGCCUCCUUUUGACCUCAGAACUGGGCUUUGAUGCUGCAAUUAAUUAUAAAGAGGGGAGUGUGGCAGAACAGCUCCGUGAAUUAUGCCCCUCUGGAGUGGAUGUUUACUUUGACAAUGUUGGAGGUGACAUCAGUGAUACAGUGAUAAGUCAGAUGAAUCAGAACAGCCACAUCAUCCUAUGUGGUCAAAUUUCUCAGUACAACAAAGAUGUGCCUUAUCCUCCUCCACUACCCUCUGCUGUAGAAGCAAUCCGGAAAGAAAGAAACAUCACAAGAGAAAGAUUUCUGGUGUUAAAUUUUAAGGACAAAUUUGAGUCUGGUAUUCUCCAGCUGAGUCAGUGGUUUAAAGAAGGAAAGCUAAAGAUCAAAGAGACUAUGAUAAAUGGAUUGGGAAACAUGGGAGCUGCAUUCCAGUCCAUGAUGACAGGAGGUAACAUCGGAAAGCAGAUAGUUUGCAUUUCAGAAGAAACCUCUUUGUUAUCUCUGUAAACAUCUUCAUUAAGGAAAUACACAGAUUGCUUUCCGUUUUGCACAAAGAUUUCAAGAUACAUUAAAAAAACCCUUAAGAGUGCAGAUACCUUUUGAUUUAAAUGUGAUCAUAGGUGAUAUUUUCUUAGCUGCAUAAUUCUUUCCUGUGUCUUCAAUAUCAUAUAUGUAUUCUUCAUCCAAUAUGAUUAUUUACAAUAAUAGAUUGAAGUCAAUAUGACCUAUUUUUCCUUCUUUUGCUAAAACUAAUAUUACAUGAAAUUUGUAUCAGAUAUUCUGAAACCACUGAAGAUUUGAUGUAACUGUUUAAUAGAUCAUACAAAAGAUUUUUUAAAUAACUUUUAUUAACUUCAUAAGUUGUAUUUAAAAUAGAAUACUUGAGAAGGCACUUAGUAAAUAUUGAACUGGA